ACACUGAAACAGCCAAUGGUGAAAAGAGCUGUCACACUGAGGUGGUUAAGUGGGGCCAAGCUUGUCUGUGGCAAUGCCUUGAAAAGCAGAGUGGAGAAUAGAGCAGAUUAUAACUUGCUUCUGACAAGUUUUCAACUCAAGGAAGCAAACAAGUCUGGGAUAGUAAAACCGCAAAGCUGUCUCUUCUUCCCACUGGGCCACUCCUUCCUUCCCUCUUUCCUUCCUUCCUUCCUUCUCAUUCUCUCUUUCUUUUUCUGCACGCUCGCAAGAGAGGAUACAGACAAGGACAGAAGCUUGAACACAGAUGCUGUGAUGGACACCAAAGCGGUUUUUGUGGCCCUCUACAACGUGUGCGAGGAGAAUGCCGCCUUCUUCUCGGGAGGGUCUAAAGGGCCACAGAGUGAUGCGGCCCAGCGGCUGGUGGACACCAUGAAGCUGAUCCAGGAGCACGCCCGAAGUCUGGAACCAGUCAUCUCCGGCUUCGCCGCUGUCUACCAUCAUUUUGACUUUGACCCUCACAUACCGGCCAAUGGCUAUCGCUCGCUCGUCAAGGUGGUGCGUUGCUGCCUCCUCCACAUUAUCCACAAGGGCCGCUACAUCACCGCCAACCGGCGCAGCAUCUUCUUCCGUGUGUCCCACAAUGCCAGUGAGAUAGAAGCUUACUGCAAUGCCCUGUGCCAGCUGCGGGCGCUGCUCUACCUGGCCCAACGCAUGCUACACGACAACAGCCACGGCGACCUCUUCUUCCACGAUGAGAGCGGCCUCAGCGAGAGCUUUGUGCGGGAAUACAGCUCUAUGCACAAGGGCUGCUUCUACGGCCGCUGCCUGGGCUUUCAGUUCACUCCAGCCAUCCGGCCCUCCCUGCAGACCAUCGCCAUCGGCCUCGUGGCCUUUGGAGAUAACUACAAGCGGCAUCAGUCUGGAAUAGUGGAGGCAGGAAGUAUUGCACCGUAUGGUGUAGCGGCCAGCUCCUUAUUUACGUCGGGCAAGUAUGCCAUCGACCCCGAGUUGAGAGGGGCCGAAUUUGAGCGCAUCACUCAGAACCUUGAUGUCCAUUUCUGGAAGACUUUCUGGAACAUCACAGAGACCGAAGUGCUGUCGAGUCUGGCCAGUAUGACGUCCACACCAGUCAAGGUGAACCGAGCGCUUUCCGUGCCUCCUGUGCCCUUCGACCUCCCACUGGCAGCCAAUCACCGAGCGUCAGUGACCAUACCGCCGCCCUCGGCGCACAUCGGUGCCGCUCCGGUUCAGAUGAGGCUCAUCUCGUAUGACCUGCGGGAAGGACAGGAUAGCGAGACCCUGCUAUCGCUCACCCGCUCUGAUGCGGGCGCCAUCUCCCUCUCGCUGAGGCUGAAGACCAAGCGGUUGCCCUCAUCCCCCUGCCUGCUCAUCCACUUCCACGGCGGAGGCUUUGUGGCGCAGACCUCUAAAUCCCACGAGCCCUAUCUGAAGAGCUGGUCCCAGGACCUGGGUGUCCCCAUUCUGUCAGUGGACUAUUCCCUGGCUCCCGAGGCCCCCUUUCCACGGGCCCUGGAAGAGUGCUUCUAUGCGUACUGCUGGGCUGUGAGGAACCACCACCUUCUAGGCUGGACCGGGGAGAAAGUGUGUCUGGCAGGCGACAGUGCCGGGGGAAACCUGUGCGUGACCACUUCGCUGCGCGCCGCCGCCUACGGCGUGCGCAUGCCAGACGGCCUUGUGGCCGCCUACCCGGCCACACUGCUGACAGCCUAUGCCUCGCCUUCCCGUCUGCUCACCCUCAUGGAUCCCAUGCUGCCGCUCAGCGUCCUCUCCAGAUGUCUUAGUGCCUAUGCAGGUAAUGAGCCGCACACGGAGAAACAGGUGGAGAAGGUGAGCACACUCAGCAUGGUGAAGAGAGACACGGCCCUGCUGCUCCGAGACUUCAGGUACGGCGCGUCGAACUGGAUCCACUCUCUACUGGACUCCAACAGAACCGCCAACCCGCCCAGCACGGGUGCAGAGGCGCAACCUGAAGCCACUGACGUGGUGAGGAAGAGUGUGUCCGAGGCGUCCAUCUCAUCUCCCAACGUGGACGCGCCGGCGCCCUCAAAGCCUGCGGACUACGCCGGGAAAUUAUCUGGGAAGAGCCAGACAUACCUGGACUUGGGAGCUCAUUAUUCCACCAACCACUGUGCACCGCUUAUGUCUGAACGCACUCCAGAAGAAGUCCACUUCACCAUCUCCAUGGACAAUCAUAAAUCUUUGCACAGUGAUCUGUCUUCGGUGGCCAUAGCGCCCCCUGGUGGCGAGGAUGGCUCUGAGUUCCCGCUUGGCUUUGAGCCGCUGCGUUCGGAGCAACUGUCUGAGAUGAAAUUGCACAGUUCGCCGGUGGUCAAGGACCCCUUCUGCUCGCCCCUUCUGGCCCCUGACAGCAUGCUGAAGGCUCUGCCGCCCGUGCACAUUGUGGCGUGUGCUCUGGACCCCAUGCUGGAUGACUCUGUGAUGUUCGCCAAGCGCCUGCGGGCCGUCGGGCAGCCCGUCACCCUGUGUGUGGUGGACGACCUCCCCCACGGCUUCCUAAGCCUGUCGCAGCUCUCCCGGGAGACAAGGGAGGCGGCCAACGUGUGUGCUGAGCGAAUCCGCGCCGUCUUCACCCAAAAGGAGACGCCGCGCAAGCACCGCAAGCUGGAACGGACCGACAGGGGCGAAAACACCGCCGCCCUGUUUGUCGGAGGUGAGCUGGACACGGGACUUGGGGCUAAGAUGACUGAAGGGGAUGGCUUUGUUACUAUCACCCAAAGUGACGUUGAGGGUGUCGGGGCUUAGGAAAGACACAUUUAAGCAAGCCGAUGCUGAGACCACAAAGAGGAAGUCACUGUCCCUCUGCUUUAAAAACUUGACGGUGUUCUUGUAUGAACGCCGUCUUGCACCCGUAACAUGGUGCGUCAUGCUUUUAAGGAAAUACAAUGUAGCAACACAGAUCUAUUUUGCCUAGAUCAGGUGUCUUGGUGCUCCAGCAUCGCUGAUGAUUUCUGGAGUGGAAAUCCUGGACGGGUUUAUUAGAUAAGUCUCCUCAGAUGUAUCGUUCCAAUCUGAACGGCCUCCGUUGUCCUUUGGAGAAUCUCUCCACAGCGCACUCAAUAGGGCCACAUUGUCCUCUCCAUUACGCCGACAAUACGGCUCACUGUGUUGACGCUAACUCUGUUGACUCGCACUUCAAAUCCAAUUAACUGAAAAACAGACCCGAAAGAAAGGCUGCAUUGAACGUUUCGUUCCUGGUGGAUUUCCCCCCCCCCCCCCCCCCAAUCAUUGCUGUCAGUUUACCCAUUUCUAUUACAUAUCAAUUUCUGUACUGUAAUUUGAAUACCUUGUACCAGACAUUUUUGUGUCGCGUUGAUCUGUAAUUCAAUGUUGUUGAUUCCACCAUUUGUGGAAUGCUUAGUACUUGUUAAGUAACAGCCGCUCUGGACUCCGCAGCUAAACUGAGUGGCUUUUUUUUUUUUUUUUUUUUUUUUUAAUUUUUUUUUUAAGUCUAUCAAUGUCUACUGAGACCAUGAGGAGGAGGAGACAUAGACAUUAUGCAGUACAGUAAUUGGCGUGACCCCAUGGGCAAUUGACCCCCCCCCCCCCCCUAAAAAGGUGUAUAAGCGCCUGUAGAUCCCACAAAGCACAACAUGAAGCUCCUCAACUCACUUCAACAUAGUUCAUUGGCACAAAAUGCCACAAGAUAGUGGCAAAGCAUUACAUGAGGCUCCUCAACUCACUUGAAACAAAGAUGUCGUUAGAUGGGAUUUUGCCCUGAGCAAAAAAAACAGCGUACAGGUGUUUUUCAGCGAAUAAUUGAGGAUAGGGUCCUAAAACAAUUAGCGAAUAGGUUAAUUCGCAAGCAGCAAAUUGUGAAUAUGCGGGGAACAUUGUAUUAAUUGUUGAAAUUGUAGAUAUACCAAAAACUAUUAUCCUCAAACAGUUUAUCAUUUCACAUUCAUCUUGUAAGAGAACCCUAAAAAAUAGAUGGUUUACAGAUUAUCUGAUUUUGAAAAAAUGCACCAGAAGUGCAUGUGUCCGUGCACAUGUGGCAAAAACUCUCCUAACUUCCACUACCCAUCCAGGGAUAAUAUUAACUCCUCACCGACAAACAAAGAUCUUAAACGCUCAGUUGAGUUGUAACACUUCAACAUACUUAUUUGAGACCAAUUCUCGUUUAGACUGUGCUUGGCAUUGUCUUGGGGCAUCUUAUAGAAAGGGCACAAAAAUGACACAUAGGAGGGUUUUUCAGCAAAUAACAGAGGCUAGGUUGCACACAAAAAAAUCCCAAAUAGGUGAAUUUGCAAAUACACUCCUGGAUUACAGUGCAUCCUCUCAAGGUGGCACAAUUUGGAAUUCAAACCACCAUCAAAUCAUCAUAUAAGCUCAAAUUUGACAAAACUUCAGCCCAAUAAGCUUAGGAACUUUUUCAUUGGCUGGUCUGCACAGGAAAUCGUCUGUGAUGAUAACUGGGAUCUUUUUUAUUGUAGUUUUACUAUGCAAUGUUCGUAUGUACUAGAGUUUGGCGUCCGUCUCUGGAGGUUCCACAUUUUGAAGUUCAGACUACUUCAAUAGACUUGGGCCCAGUAAGCAUCUAAAUGAACCUUAUUUGGCUUGUCAGCACAAAAAGCUGACCGUAUUGAUAACAGCAGUUCCAGAAAUGGAACGGUUUGCAACACAGAAAUGUCUGGCUGCUCAGUACAAUAUGAGCAAUACAUUCAGUUACAUUUUAGCAACACAAUACAUUUCACCAAAAAGAUGCUAACAUAACUACUUAAUACUUAAGACAUUCCACCAGUACCUAUAAAACGCCACUGACCGUAUUGAUCUGCGUUAUACGUGUCUGCAAGGUGUCUUCAAAUAGGUGAGUAAUAUUACUAUAUUUUAUUAUACAGUAUUUGUGCUUUAGUGUUCGACACUGGAGGUUCCCCUGUAUUAUAAAUUCAAAUAGAGUUCUAUAAUCCCCCAGCGAAAAUCUGCGUGCAAUUGAUGGCCUCUGUAAAAAGGUUGAUAAUUGCCAAAAGAUGUCACAAGAUGGCAGUAAAGCACUACGUUUCUGUUAGCCAGAGCUUGGUCUGUCUAAUAGAAGCUCCUCCCCUCACUUCAACAUAGUUCCUUGGCACCAAGAUGCCGCCAGAGCACCACCUUUAUACUAGAGGGCUUUUGGUUGUAAAUAAAAGGAGAAUAGGAUUUUAAAAAAUCUGCAUACAUGUGAAAUUGCGAGGAGUCAAUGAUGAAUAUGCAGAGGAACACUAUUGCAUUUUAAAUCUAUGAUUCGUAUUAGCAAUUCAAUGAUGUGCAGCUUUCAGUGCCGCAGGUAAUGCUUUUUUUUCUUACGCGUUCCCUUGACCACACAACGGUAAUCAUCUCCAUCCCUCACUGCUUCGUUACUGCUGGUUACUGCCUCACACUUUUCUACGUCAUCACGGCUAGAUCCAAUUAACUAAAAGCCUUGAAACAUUUUGUAUUUUUGCCCACCGUAGGGUGGCAUUUUCCACCUUUUUCUCCAGCGUGACGUCCAAAAUGAUGGAGGGGGGUGGAUAAAAGGAUUUACCCCAACUGCUAAAAUCCUCCCCUGUAGACUCUGAGCGGGAUUUUCAGCAGCAAAGUCCGACUGGUGGAUUAGCCCUGAGUAUUUACUGCUACGUUUUGCUGUCAGAUUGAUGAAGAAAACCGGCGCAGUUGAGUAGGAAGACAACCGAGCUCAUCCUCUCUUGCGAGACGGGCUCAACUUUGCUCUUGCUGCACUUUUGCUGUAGUUUGUAUACAGCAUUUGUGUACACUCCAUUAUUUUGUUUGUCCUUGCCUGAUGCUUGGAAUGUGGCAUCAAGUGCAAGUGACCAUGAGGCCAAACUAGCACUUUAAUCAUCCACUACUCAAAUCACCGCAUGGAGCUUGAAAAGGUUUUUAGCCAUUUUUAUACAGAGAUCCAAAAUCUCUGCAUAGAGCCAUAACAGAAGAUGCGUCACUUAUUUUCCUGUUGCACUGCUAACUCAGAAUUAUGUUGCCUUUAGAUAAUUAGAUGACGCCAACGCUACUGCCUGGUGUUAUGUAUUAUUGGUACUAUUUGGUACUUGCUUUUUAUUCGCUUUCAACACAAGAGGGCAGGAGGAGUGUUGGGUGUUAAACUUCACCAUUUCUGGUGUUCCCAGUUCAUGAUAUUGGUCUGUUGUUAAGAUGCGGACAAACAUGAACAUUUGCAGUCAUCAGUUGAUAAUGUUGCCCUUCAAUUUUGUAAGUGGUGGUAAUGAACACUUCUUUCCACACAGAGCGCAGCAAAGGUGGGAUAUUGUUGUAACUUUUUUCGCACAGCGACAUGACAUCCCACAAUCGGAUAAUUAGAUGACAGAGGCGUCUGAUAAUAUAGUCGUUUGAUAAUGACAAUUGCUUUCAACGGAAGUGAGUUUCGGAUAUUUCGGAUAAUUUCGCAAUUGUCUCGCCAUUUCUGGCCUUCCUCAUUUGUGAACAAUUUCGCAAAUGUGUUGUUAAUAGACAAGGCGGGAAAAACAGGAUUUGAGUAGUCAUAGGUGGCAGUUGAUAAUCAUCCACUCCAGUCGUGUGAUGAACACUCCUUUUCAUACUACCGUUUUUAUUAUUAUUAUUAUUUUUUUUUAAUGAAUUGUUGAUUUAGUACUGUCAAAGUAUGCUGGAACAGCUGAGUCACUUUUAUUUCACACCAACCACCCAACCUGUUGUCGUCAUGCUUCAGUCUUUAUGGCGACAUGCCGCAUCACUUAAUAUCCCCCACCCCGCCCCCACCCCCGCUGAACUUUACAUUGUGGUCAACUAGAAAAGUCUGAUUAGGGAUGAGGAAACUCGAGUCCAACUUUGAGACCGGCGGAUUUCGAAAAGAUUUAACGACGAGACCCCAGCUACCUCAAGCAUCUCGGCGCACACAUCGUUGAAAAAUAAUUGGGGUUCUCGAUGGAGCGGUUGGAAUUUUUCACUGGUAGAGGGCUGCUUUCCCAGUUUGAUCGCCACUUCUUCAGCAAGCAUGUGUUCGGAUUUAAAAUCAAUAGGAUUUGCGAGUUGGAAAGUUGGCCCUAUCCUUGGCCAGCUUGAAACCGAAAUAAUUCCAGAUCACUAAGAUUCUUGCUUUAGGAAUGAAAGACAGGAAGACAUUUUUGACUGAUUAUAGGACACUUGAGCCAGGCUGAGUAGAGAAAGCAGAUCACUCUAGUUCUUGGUUAGUCAUAGGAUGGAAAAACAGGUCGGACUUUUUGACUUCUUUGUGGACACUUUACCAUUUUGACCACCGCUUCUUUAGCUAGCGUGAGUUCAGAUAUUAUUUAAAACCAGUUUGGAUUUCAGUUCACAUCACCACGGUUCUUGCCUGGCCAAAGACGGGUUGAAAAUUUUGACUAGUUAAUGAAACCUGCGUGGGUUUUCCCCCGGGCACUCCGGUUUCCUCCCACAUCCCAAAAACAUCCAUUAAUUGGAGACUCUAAAUUGCCCGUAGGCAUGACUGUGAGUGCGAAUGGUUGUUUGUUAUCUGUGCCCUGCGAUUGGCUGGCAACCAGUUCAGGGUGUACCCCGCCUCCUGCCCGAUGACAGCUGGGAUAGGCUCCAGCACGCCCGCGACCCUAGUGAGGAGAAGCGGCUCAGAAAAUGGAUGGAUGGAUAAUGACACCGGUUAGACUUCCAUAUCUUUAGCCAGGAUGUGUUCGGCUUCCAUUUCAAAUCAAUAGGAUUUAUGUUGGAUUGGAACAUUGUCCCUGUCCUUUGCCAACUUGAAUUAAAACACAAAAAUCCCUUAAAGGAGAACAGUUAAGAAUUGCGACGAGUGGACUCAUUAAUUUUGAAACCAAAGUUAGCUACUGACCUAAAGUGCGUCAUAGACUUUUUCCGAAAUUACGUCAGUUGUGCAUCAAUCAAGCUUAAAUUCUUAAAGACUGCAGGUUAAAAUGCUGAGACCAUAUUUUCUGUUCAUUUGUUUUCCAGUCAAUGCAGCUGCUAGUUCACUUUAUUUACUUUUAAUAGCAUCAUGCUGUAAAAAUGCUAAUCAGCUGUAGUUACACAAGUCAUGGACUGGAAGCAACGCUGCAUUUCCAUUAAGAAAACACCACAAGUGCAAACCUGUGAAUUUAAAUAAAAAGAAGUUGAAUGUAUUUUUAACCUUAUGAUUCGUGUAGAUAUUUUUAUCUAAAGAGCUGUUUGUCAAAUGUGAUUCUUUGCAGAGUUCAUACACAAAUUGUCUAUUAAUUUUUAUCAAAAAUAAAAUCUAUCCCACCAUGAA
Molecule: messenger RNA, 8218 nt
Organism: Phyllopteryx taeniolatus (common seadragon)
Lineage: Eukaryota; Metazoa; Chordata; Actinopteri; Syngnathiformes; Syngnathidae
Gene: lipeb
Product: lipase, hormone-sensitive b
Exons: 14
Coding region: 16-2784 (922 amino acids)
Biological process (GO): triglyceride catabolic process; cholesterol metabolic process
Cellular component (GO): cytosol
Molecular function (GO): sterol ester esterase activity; triacylglycerol lipase activity
Source: RefSeq, a predicted model, not a curated record